AUGGGUGGCGGCAAGAUCGGGCAGAAGGUGCAACGGGCAAGGCUCGGUGGCUCGGUGGCCCACCGGCUCACUGGAUAUAAAUUCCUAGAGCAGAUUCUAGGACAGCGUUGUGGGAGGGUGAUGCUGGACCAAGAUGGAACCGCUUUCACGCCUAGCUGCCGAGAUGUGAUAGCCACACAAGAAGUGUCGCCGCUUGCGCAAAUUGUUCUCGCUGUGGACAAUUCUGCUGCUUUUCUGUCUUGUCAUGUCGUCAGCUGUGAACCCUUCCCGUUUGUCGAGGAUGAACCGCAGAGGGGCAGAUUCAAUGAGGUUAGAUUGUCCGGGGCGCAUGUUCCGAUUAGAUUCGAAGCCAAAGAGCCGAACCAGCUCAUGGAACGUCACUCGUGGUUUCUUAACUUUUAA
This is a messenger RNA of Sporothrix schenckii 1099-18, 402 nucleotides long. RefSeq lists its product as uncharacterized. The coding region runs from base 1 to 402 and encodes 133 amino acids. Lineage: Eukaryota; Fungi; Ascomycota; Sordariomycetes; Ophiostomatales; Ophiostomataceae. The record is from RefSeq and is a predicted model, not a curated record. The transcript has a single exon.